UGCUGCAUCGAAGAGUUGCGAGGUGCUCACCGCACGCGUGAAGGUGCUCACUGCCCGUUUUUGCAACGCUUUUUCUAGCGAUCGGGCUCAGUUUUUUCGAGUAUUUCGCAAGCAAGUCGCGCCGACUUCUCGGGUGUGUCUUCAGCUUGCAUCUGUGCCUUGGAACUGUGCGUCUGACAAGGAGCCUUCACGCCAGGCGACGGGUCUCCCCACCGCUCGACUCAAAACUCAACUUUGCCGCGCCACUUCGACUUGUCUUGAACUUCUCUCUCACUCGCUCCACUCUCAACUGCCCUCGUGCUCCUCCACUUUUCCUUCACUUUUAACCACCUCCUUCUUCACCAGCGUCACAACCACCUUCUUUCUCACCCCGUCUUCUUCCUUCCGGCUCUGAAAAAGCUGUUGUUUCUGCGUCGCCGCCGAAAGCCGCUCCCCAUACUAGUCUAUCAACUAACACAACAUAUCUAUAUUUAAUAAGGGAACAUAUUAUUUCUAAGUUGGAAGAUGGCGCGCAUGGAUCAUCUCAGUCAGUCAUCGAUGUAAAGAAGCUAUGAUAUUGAAAUUCGGAGACUAUUGGACAAUUCAUUUUGCAAAGACUCCUAUAAAACAAGUGUUAUAAUAGACAAACAGGCCUUGGUGCGAACUAUAGACACAGUGUGCUUUGUGUGUGAAAUGGUGAUAAGGUAAUAGCUCCACGUCAUAGAACUUAUAUGAUGACUGGACCCGGGCAGAUGUAAGCCCAGCCCAGCCAUAAGAAUACCGACGAGGGGCUAAUCCCCCAAAAGGACAGAAAAAACCUCCAUGCAGUAACCACUAAGUAACUAACCCUUUUACAGGCUCCAACCCUACCCUCAAAUACCAUCCCUUCCUCAAGUAUAAACGGGCCCCUAAUCCAACUGUUCAGUACGAAUUCCAAAAACGGCAUCCUUCCACACCAUUCAAUCAAGACAAAACAAAAAAUUACCCCCUAAAUUCGAAAUCAAAAAGCACUCGCAAAAAUAAAGUUACUCGGUGUUCUAAAGAAAAUAAAAAAGCGGUUUAUUAUUAAAAAAUUAUAUGUUUACGAGAAAAGAAAUUCUAUGUGCCUAAAUAUUUAGAGAGAAAAAUUUAAAUUUUUAAAAAGUAUUUUCCAUUCGUCCAAAAAAGAAAACAAGUUUUAAUCGUUUAUUAUUAAGGCCUACAGUUUGUAAUGUGUUGUGGAACUGUUGAAUUAUAAACUGCAAGACAUUUGUCAACUGAAGAAAAGCACUGUGUAGAUUAAUACAAGUAAAUAUAGGAGUCCAACUUGUGAUACAAAAUGGUUGUGAUAAUAUUUUUCUAAGUAUUAAACAUAAAAAACUAUUUAGACUGUUAAUCGUAGCCUAACAGAAACGCUGUAGAAUCGUGAUGCUAUCGCGUUGUUCCAUCAACGACCAAUCUUACCACAAGGAGAACCCUCUGGACAUCAACUGCUGUCGAUACUGCCUCACGCCCAUCUGCUUGUCUCCCACAAAGCAGCGGGAGGAUUGGCGCUAAUAGUGCUCGCGAUCAAGCGCCGACGAAAGCGACGGGUGUUUGCCGGUUUGCCGAGGGUGAUGGGGUGUCGACGACGCUGCUGACCUUGCCAGAAGUCCGUUCGACGAGAAAGCCCUCGUGUGUGUCGUUAGUGUGUGUGUGUUCGCGAUCAGACGAGACUGUCCAAGUACUGUUUAAUUUAGUUAGUUUGAUUAGGUGGAUUAAGUCGCGCCAGGCGCGAUCGGUCUUGAGAUAGGUGGCAAGGGGUGUUUGUCAAGGCGGGCGCAAAACACAGCCACCACGAUAUCGACACCGUUGGACCUGCGAGCGUCGCCCGGCGACCAAAUGUCGACAGAGGCGGCGGUGCUCAUCCAACGUCCUGUCUUCAAAAUGAAUCCGGGACCGGACUUCUGGCAGCGGGGCCCUCCGCAGCACGCGUCACCGCAACCCUCGCCGCCCGCCGCAGCCGCAACUGCGGCCACGGCAGCUGCCAACAACGCGCCGCAACAUAUGACGUCACCGUCGUCCCAGCAGCAGGACAUGCAGACGUCCGGCUCGGCUGCCAACACGCCGCUGCACCUUCAGAACCAGGCUCAGGCUCAGGCCCAACAACAGCAACAAUCCCAACAACAGAGCCAACCACAACAGCAACAAGCCCAACAACAGCCGUCGCAAAACCAGCAGCAGGUAGCGACGCCUGAGCCGCAGCAGCAGCAACCGCAGCCGCAGCAGCCGCAACAGGCUUCCGACCCGCUGGCCUCGCCGGUAGGAAACGCCUGCAACAGCCUCGUGCUAGCCGACCCUAAAAUGAUGAUGACCGAGAAACUCGUCAACGAGCUGCAGAAUCGGUCCAACAGUGUGAUAUCUGAUCGCACCCUCGAAGAAUGUUGGUCAACCCUGCAACGAAUCUUCAUGCACAAGUCAGCGAUGCAACUGCACGCUCGCGAGAUGCAGCGUGGCACGGGCGUGGUUGAGGUGAACAAGCCGCAUCAAUGCCAACAGUGCCUCAAGUCGUUCUCCAGCAACCACCAGCUGGUGCAGCACAUCCGCGUGCACACGGGCGAGAAGCCCUACAAGUGCUCCUACUGCGAGCGCCGCUUCAAGCAGCUCAGCCAUGUGCAGCAGCAUACCAGGCUACACACAGGUGAGCGGCCCUACCGCUGUCACCUCGCCGAGUGCGGCCGCGCCUUCAUCCAGCUGUCGAACCUGCAGCAGCACCUCCGCAACCACGACGCCCAGGUGGAGCGCGCCAAAAAUCGGCCCUUCCACUGCACCAUCUGCGGAAAGGGAUUCGCCACCGAGUCCAGUCUCCGCACUCACACAACAAAGUGUGUUUCCUGGAUGCUCCAUGAGAGACACGACAAACGUCAGGAAGCUGAGCUGCGUGUGGAUGUGUUGCAGCAGCACGCUGCGUUGCUCGGAGGUCCGAACGCCACCUCGUGCCGCAUCUGCCACAAGUUCUUCAUCGGCGGGGAGAGUCUCAUCGAGCACAUGAAAGUCGCGCACAAGGACCUCAAUCCGGCCGCCAUCACAAGUGGUGACAACAUGUCGCAAUUGCCAGCAUUACAAAGCAGCCAACAGAGCUACAAUCUGGGAACCGGACCAUACCUUGCGAAGCGACGAACAGCCAACCACCCGUGUCCCGUCUGCGGAAAGCACUACGUCAACGAAGGCAGUUUACGGAAACAUCUCGCUUGCCAUCCGGAAGCAUCGCAGAUCGCUUCCCAGCUGAGAAUGUGGCCGUGCUCUGUCUGUCAGGCGGUUUUCACACAUGAAACAGGACUGCUGAGUCACAUGGAACACAUGAGAAUGGACCCGAAGCAUCAAUUUGCAGCGCAGUAUGUUCUGAGCAGAGCGGCAGCCGAGCGCCGCGAGAGGGCAGAGCUGUCUCACAACUCCAUCCUAGCGGCCGCCGCGGCUUCUAUGCCCGCGUUAGGUAACUACGGACUGCUGAGUCACAUGGAACACAUGAGAAUGGACCCGAAGCAUCAAUUUGCAGCGCAGUAUGUUCUGAGCAGAGCGGCAGCCGAGCGCCGCGAGAGGGCAGAGCUGUCUCACAACUCCAUCCUAGCGGCCGCCGCGGCUUCUAUGCCCGCGUUAGGUAACUACGGACUCGGUGGCGGUCAGUCGUCGAUGUGCGCAUCUCCAUCUGCGCACUCGGACAGCUCGAGCAACGGUGGCGGGGAAGGGCGCCUGAGCAGCACCGGCUCAGAGCAGGGAGCCUCCCUGUUGUUGCACAACAACAAUAACAACAACAACAACACCGCCACUGCCAAGCUCGCCGAACUGAUGGCCGGACGAUCUGGCACCCCUUCCUCACUCAACCUGUCUCUCAACGGAGGAAGCAACGGUCACCACUACCUAAACCAGCAGAGCCAGCAGUACAACGCGGAGGAGCUACAGCGAGCGGCGCAGGCACUGAUUGUGCAAAGUCAGCAGCAGCAGAGCCAACAUGGCAACGAGUCGCCCGCCAACUCACCCUCUGCCGCCUCCGUCGUGCAGGCUAUGGCCGCAGCCAUGCGAAUGACCUCCUCGCAGCACCAGCAGAAUCAGCAGGUUUCUGUGCACAGCAACGGGCCGGUGAACUCGAACGCGGUGAACACGGACAACAUGACAGCGGCGCUGAUGAACGCAGCGGUGCGAGCUGCGUCGAUGCAGUCGAUGGUAGUCGACGCCGCCAACCACGCGUCCAUGGCAGCCGCCAAUCACCAGUCGAUAGCCGCAGCCGCCAAUCACCAAGCGGCCGCAGCCGCAGCCGCAGCCGGCCUGCAGACGCCGCAGAACUCGCCGUCACCGACCAGUGCUCUCCGCAUGCAGGAGGCGCUGCUUCGAUCGCAGGCGGAGGCCGCUUUGCGGCUGGCUGUCACGCAGGCCGUUGUCUCCGCCUCCACGUCCGCCGCGUCCGGCAAUGCCGCCGCCGCCGCCCAACACCAGGGCAUGCAGGGCGGCACCAUGCACAAUUACCACCACCAGAACCAGGUGCCGGCUGACUUGAGUGAAGCACUGCGCAUGCAAGAGCAACGCAUCGAACAAGCGCUGCGACUGUCGGGCGGAGACCCACGCGCACUCGGCCUCACGCUGUCCAACAGCCACCACUCGCUGCAACAGUCGCUGCAACAGCAGCAGCAGCAACAACAGCAGCAGCAACACCACCCAUGAGGGUUCACCUACUUCUGAAACAGCGCUGGCGGUCACGAUUCUUUGCAGCACUUCUUGGACUCAAUCUAACAGAGAUGCCGUGACGUGACUCGCGCUACACAACCACUAAUCCAUAAUUAUUAGUUCAUCUGUUAAUCAAAAACCUCACUCGCUGGAUCCUCUCGGUAACUGGCCGCGACAUUCGAGGGACGGUUCAUGUAAUCCACCGACUUGCAUGUUUGCAGCCCAGUUGCACUCCGCGCUGCACUUGUGUUCACAGUGCGCCUGCGCCUCCUCACAACUGGUCAGUCGGUCUGAUUACUCCAACUCCCCCCAACCACCCACCCCCAUAAAUACAAAUAAUACACAUAAUCCUCUCAACAGAGGAUGUCUCAUUUCUCAGCCAGUGUGCUACAGCUACGUACACUGUCACCGGUAACUCAGCGUUACACUACCGAACAACAAGUCUCCUCCGAGAUGCAGCACCGUUACCAGUUUGGACCAGCGCCUCACAAACGUCUCUGUAUAGUAAUCACUUAUAGCCUAAUUAAUGUAAAAUAUUAGAUGUAAUUGUAAUACGUUUGUACAGUUACAGUAACUUAUUAACAAUAAUGUAAUUAUGUACUACUACAAUCUCCUGAGAUAAACUACUAUCUCGAAAUCACCAGUUACACAUGCAACUCAUUGUUCCAUGUGGUAUGUGUCUUUUUAUAUUGUUUAUUGUCAAACGCUGCCUGGUAUAUGUAUUAGUAAUUGUAAUAAUGUGUGUUGAAAGGCGAUUCUCGUAUUGGUAGAUUCAUUUAAUUAUCUCGGGGAUGGGUGAUAAUACAUAUAUAUUCUGUUAGGACUUUAGAAGAAAUCUUUGUUGUUUGGAACUGAAAUUCAGUCAUUCUCAUUCUGUUCACUGAUGUGAGUCUAAAUGAUUCAGAAUUAGAAUCGCCCUUCUCUAUUCGAGCUCAUAAAAAUCAAUUAAUUGUGAAAAAUACAUAGAAUCUUCCGAAAAAAAAGAAAUUUGGGAAGGUAAAAUCAUUUUAUAUCCUGGAGAUUCAAAUGUCUCAAACUUAUAGAUUGGCUUGAAAUUUGUUAGAUAAUUCUAAAAGGUGGAAUUUACAAUCCCAGUUAUCUAAAUUUAAGAAAUUUUCUCUCUCAUUUGAUAUACAAUCUUAUACAUUAUUUAUAUAUUACUUAUAAUUAGAUCAGCGUGAACAAUUUGAUCAGGCUGUGAGUCAAAGUAUUAGUCAAAUGUUUCUGGUCAAUGUUUUAAGCUCUCUCUGACUUACUUGAAGUGUUUGAUAAAUAUCCAAAAAUAGAAAGAGCUCAGAAGAUAAUAAUCAUCUAAUGCGAAAUCAUUUGUCGUUUGUUCAAUUAUUAUAAUUUUUCAAUUGAAAAUAAAUUGUGUAAUUAACAUCAAAAUUAAAAUUUAUAUCUUAAACUUCAAAAUUGAACAGAAAUGAAAACUAUGAGUGAGUAAGGAUGAAUCAAAUAAAAGGCUUCCGGAUGACUGAGUUGCAGUUCCAAAUUGAACUAUAAGAUACUACACAUUUUGCUACACUACAUCUUGAGCUAAUAAAUUCAAAAUCCUAUAUUCGGGCAUUAUUUAUAUUUAGGCUAAGAAAAAUGGAAUUUAAGUCUAGUUGGAAAUCAAUUGACAGAUUUAUUGACUAUAGGUUUCUUGGAAUAAUACAAUUCUGGUCUUAAUCAAAAUCACAAAACUGUGUCAACAAAAGUUCCUCUUUUUAUAUAAUUUUUUAAAUUCCAACUAGCUAUGCUUAGGAUUUGGUAUUGCAAAAUGAAUUGUUCCAAUCUGAAAGAUUUCAACUAAAAUGUGUUGUAUGAUGAUAUUGUUGAUAAUAUACAUAUAUAUAUAUAUAAAAAAAGAGAAUUGUACAUGAGAAUUUAUUAUAACAUCUGUAUCAAUCACCUUUAAAGAAAUUAUUGAAAUUUAACAUUUUUAUUAUUAUCACCAUUACGAUAAUGGUGAUUUUUAAUGAUAGUAUGUUAGUGUAUUUUUGAAACAAUGAAAUUUAGUACCAACGACUAGAAAAAAAUGGUUUUGGUAUGAAUGACAUAUCUGUGAGAAAACAAAUAAAAUAUAAUGUGUGACUGUUGGUGUGGAUGAAAUCGUGAAUGAGUGUGUAUCUGCAAAUCUGUAUAACGAAUAUUUGUUGAUAAGCGUACGUUGGCGAUCGAAUGUUGUUACGAUAAAUCUUUUUAUUUCCAAUCAAGUUAGUGCUAAAAUAACUACUAUUGAUACGAGAUAAUAUUCCGUUAUUUUAUAUUUUACUAUUUCAAAUGAAAUAACAAAAUGAAUUACACGACUGAGAUAAUUUAGUGUUAUUUUAUUUUUACAUAAGAUGGGGUUUGCAAUUAUUAUUCAUAGAAAUUUAUAGUGGUUUAAGACUUGUUACGUAAUCUUUAAUGUUUGGAAUGAUGGAAAUUUUGUUUGGCUGGUUAUUUUUCGACAAGUAUUAGGAAAACCAUGAUGUUGACAAUAUUCAUAACAAAAAAGUAUCCUCAAAAAAGAGUUUCCAUUGGAAGAAAAUUGGGAAUAAUACAUUGCAUUGAAAUCCUAUUUGUUGUAAGUAUGUGUUGAUGUAAAUCUAGUGCAAUUCAGGAUCAGAAUUUUGUUCCUACCUUCACUUUCAACACCCCCCCCCUCUCCACCAAUUAUAACUUUUAGUGCAGAAAUAUAUUCAGUGAACUGAGAAACGCCUCCAAUUUCAAUUUUAAGAACAGACUAUCAUCUUAAUAAUUUCCUUGUAAAUCUUUGUAAAUACGACUGUUUUGUUAUAGAUAUUUUUUCUACGUUUAACUUUCUUUAAAAUUAUUAUAAUCUUAUUUUGUUUAUGAUUAGAUUAUUGAUUUUAUUAUUCGAACGGGCAUAAAAAGAAUGAAUGAUGUUAGGCAUUUAUGUAGACUAGUUCGUCAGGCGUUUUUGAUUAUUUCAAUUUUCUUGUUUCCUUUCUCUCAGUGAUGUUGUGUCGGCUGUGAUAUUUUUUAUAUUUGAGUUUGUUUUGUUGAUUUUUAUUUAAGUAUUGUAUUUCUAAUCGAAUACAAUUUUCAAGUAAUACUGAUCGUGCAUUUUGAUGGAAACGGUAAAGCUGUGUGGCUUUUCUUCAAAGGGAAUGUUGAUUUACUUGUUCUAAUAACUUGGAAAAUUAAAAAUAUUGAAAGUAUCUACGUUACUGGAUAAAAUUGAGAAUUUAUCAUAAAUCAACUCAUGGACUCUUAUCACUGUAAUAUUUUCUGUACAAUCUCCUCAGAUUAUGUUCUUAUUUAUAAAUAUUGUUUUGGUCAGUUUGUUCUUUUGUUUCGGUGUGAAUGUUGAAUAAGUGUGAGUGUCCGAUUCCCAUACAAAAAUAGCUCAAUGUAUCAUGUUCUUCAAUGACCAUGGACUUUAUCUUCCAUGGAAAACUCUUCAAAUCAUUAUUUUAGUCAGAUAUAUUUCUUAUUUACUGAAUGACAAUACUUAGAAAUAAAAUUCCAUGAAAAUCUUUUGGUGAAUUUGCACAGAUUGCUUUGUACUUGUACUGUACAUACAAAAGUGAUGUUAUGGUUAAGUUCAACACAUUUAGGACGAUGAUCAAUUUUUAUUUCGAUAAAAUUCUGUCAGUUUAAACAUUGUAAAUAUUUUUCUUGAUUUUCUUAUCAUGAUACGUGUAUAUCUAUUAAUAUUAUCAGAGCAGCAACAGUAAUCUUCAUUAAUGUGUAUUGAAUUGUUUUAGAGAACUUUCCUUUGCAAUAGAUCAACCGGUUUUGAAUUAUACAUAAGCAUCUACUCAUAUUGUAACUUAUACCGUAUAAUGAUGUGUGUUGAACUUCCGUGGAUCACUGAUUCAUCCAUGUCCGUGUAUAUUCAAUAGCAAAACUGGUUUUCUGUAUAAAGAUUUAAUAGCUAUAGGAUCACCGCAAGAAGUUUAAUUAGGUUUAAUUCUCCAAUUCCUUGUGUAAACAGUUAUAUAAUUACAUUUUAGGGCCUUACAGAUAUUGUAAAUAAUUAUUGUCAUAACAAAAAUACAAUAGUAUACUCAGUACUGAGGAACUGUACAUACACAGUUCCUCCAUCAAUUAACACGGACUGAACAUUCUAUGUACACUGGAUUUACAAGAAUGGGAAUCGCUGUUUAUAAAUCAACUGUAUCAUACCAUCCAUGAAGCUUUUGUAGCAUUAACUCUCUAUUCUUCUCAUUGACUAGGAAACAUUAUUUUAAUGUCUACUCAGCCAAAGCUGCAAUUACAUCCGGCUGAUGGUCAUUGGAAUAACUAAAUCUCCCACCUCAUACCAUCAAAUGAAACUCGCUUUAUCUCACCUCUAAGUUAUUGACAAAGAAUAUCCUGUGUUUUUCCAUACAAGAACAGGGAUGACCUCUUAUAACAGUUUUAGCCCCUUUGUCAAUAGCUAUAUCAUGUGUAAUGGGUUUCAUCCUACAUGAUAAUCGUGAGGAGUGAUCACCUAGUUGUGCAACCAUAUGGAUGAGAAUUCUACAAAUACGAAGAUUGUAUGGUUGCACAGUGACUGUGAUAUCCACCUCACAUUAGUUUUAUCUGAAUUCCUCAAAUUGCAACAACUCUGAAAUACUUUUAACUUGAAAUAAGUACAUUAAUUUGACCAAUAUUUUUUGAAAAAAUCUCUCUUAUUAGGUUUCUAAUAAACAACCAAUGCUGCAAGCAUAACAUUAAGUCGGGUAUGAUCAGUUGGAAUAAAUGUUCGAUUCUCAUCCACUACUCACAAUUAAGCUGAAACUUUAAACGAAUAUGUUCUGGUCAGUAAUAUAAGUGCAAUAUGAAAUGAAAUCCGUUAUUUCUCUACUUUUUAUUCUGUUAAUGUAAGCAAAUUGAAUUGUUUUGAAAAACAAAUUCUAUGAUAAUUUCUGUAUUAUAACUUUUCCUUUAUUAAAUCAAUAUUCCAGUUUAUUUUCUUUAGAAUAUAUUUGAAUAUUGAGAAAUCAUUAUUAUAAUAACUAUUACUAUUAUUAACGUUGAUGAGAGAAAAUAUCUUUUUGUUAUAUUUUAUUGAAAUAAGGUAUUUAAGUAUUAAUUUAAGUAUCGGCCAUUCUACCAUGAUGUUUUUGAUUAUAUUGUAAUAUUAUUAUUUGUAACAAUAUGAUAGAUUCAUUUAUAAUAAUUUCUAUAAUCAAAAGUUUAUGCAUGUUGGAAUAUUCAUAAAAAAUGGUCUUAUAUUUGUCAGAUAAUAAUAGUUGAAUUAUUACAGAUUUAUAUUUUGAAAGAGAAAAACUAUUGAAAUCAAACAGAUAUUGCUGUUGAAACGACCAAACGUUAACAUACAUCAUGACACUUGCAAAUACAAAAGUGUCACAACUCUGUUUGGUCCACCAAGACUGUUUUGUUUAGAGGUUCAGCGGGACGGACGCCAUAUAGAACUUGAUAAGUCGAUAACUCAAUAACUUUUUUACUGUAUCUUGAAACCACUGACAAAGGUCAAAUAUCAAAAUUCCAUUGUUUUACGAGAAAAAACAUUCCAUUAAUUUCCACAUAAAAAUUCUCACGGACAAAAAUACACAACUCAUUAAGUUUUCUGUUACUGAUUCAUAGUCAAAUAGCACAUAACUCUCCUACUCUCUACUUUCCUCCACUUCUCGGCACAUCAACACAGACGUGUGUCUUGAACAUUAUUAUCUGCAUUCAUACAUUAACUAAUAAACAAAUGAAGCUUCAUUUUUAAGACAUCCUUUCUGAAUUUUCAAAACAAUAAUCCGUGCAGAAUAGUAUUACACUAUUUGUAAAGUUGAAAUUUGCCACCGCUACAAUAGCCCAAUACAUAGCAUGUUUACACUGCUAUGUACCAUAUGCAAACCUAUUGGAGACAGACAUUUGCAAUAGCCCAAACACCCCAGUUCACCAGAGCGGGGGUGCCUCUGUUACAAUUUUUCUGACGCCACCAUGCAAUAGACCAAUACGUAAUAUGCAUACACUAUUACGUACAAUACUUACAAGACUAAAACGAUAAUUAUACACACAAACAUUUUGCCGAAGACUACAAAUAGCCUGAUAAACAUAAAUAGUCGUGACACUAUUAUGUACCGAUGACUUCCUUAGCCCGAUUACAUAUAUAGUAUGACACUAUUAUGUAGAAGAUUACAUGAAUAGUAUGACACUAUUAUGUACUACAUGCUCUCAUUGUAUUAUAUUGUUCUACAAAUGUACCAUAGCCCGUACAAUAGCCCAAUACAUGAUCAGUCAUCACUGACAUGUACCAUAAUACAAAUAAAAAACUAUGUUUUUACAAUAGCCCAAUACACGGUGUGUAUAUCACCGCCGUGUACCACACUACAAUACAAUAAUGUUAAAUCAGUUGAGUUACAAUAAUAGCCUAAAUGCAUCAAUAGUUGACACUAUUAUGUACUCAAUAUUCUCAACAAUAAUGAAACGAACGGAUCAAUAUUAAUUACAAUCAGUAAUUGCAAUAGACUAAACACGCACAGCAACCACAGCUGUGAGUGCCACCACUCAAAUAACUGCAAUAGCCACCUGGAUAUUUGGACAGUAGCCACGAUCAAUGCUUGCCGUCAAUACAUAAAUAGUCAAUACUAUUAUGUAAUUCACAUACAGCAACAACUAACAGCCAUCAGCAAUACUGCUACCUCACCAUCUAUGGCUCAUUAGUAUUUUAAUAUCACACAUAAUGGUUAGUACUAUUAUGUAAUGCCAGCUACUAUAUUUUGCAUGUAAACCAGGAAAAUUCAGCAAUCUCUUUCAAAGCACUGGUAUCUUGCAAAAUACGUAUAUUAUAUGAAUAUUACAUGCAAUAGCUUGGCGCGAUCGUGAGCAUCAGCCGCGAUCGUUGCCCUAUCAACUGGUUUUUAAUUUAUUAUACUCAAACAUAAUUACAUUUUAAAUAGAUUUCUGUGUAACAACCAUGUUCAACAUUGUUUAAUCUUAAAAGUAAAUAUUAUUAAGGUGUUGUUUAGUUUCUGGUGUCACAUCAACAGUAAUCGAGUUUAUGUUUAGUUGUUAUAUGCUUCAUAUGCUCUUCUAUAAUAUCUACUAUUACUUCAAUCUACUAUGCUUGUCAAUAGAUGUAGCCUCAGAGCUUCACUCCUCCCUUGUGAUUCCAAUUUCAAUUACCAGAAACCCUUUACAGCUGACUUGGAACUCUUUUUAUUGGAUUUUUGUGAGAAAUUAUUCAAAAUAUUCAUUUUGAUAACAAAUUUUGAUUUACAAUCUAACUUACAACUCAAUUCGAUUUUUGUGAAAAUCGUUUUAGAAAAAUUCUAGUUUAGCCGUAUAUUUUUAGAAUUUCUUGAGAUCUUUCAAUUUCUCUAAUCAAUUAAUCUUCAUCUUACAAAUCAUUAAGCUUCUUAUCAUGAAACACAUUUAUUGACUCAAAAUUUAUUGAAGUAAUUAUAAAUUACUCCAUGUGACUUGAUUUUUUAAAUAUGGUAGUUUAAUGCAUUAAAAAUAAGAUUAUAUUCAAAUAAAAACCUUUGACUUAAAGUUAUCUCAUCUUCAAAUCAAAUUUUCCAAGUCAGCCAAAACUGUUUCCUUUUAGAGAAUCAUUCAGUGUGCAAGAAGUAUUUCCCUUUUCUCUCCAACUACAGAAUAAUUGUGUUACGCACAAUAUUUUGGAGUCUCUAGAGGGUGAUAUUUCCAGCUUGCUGAUUGGUGAUCUGUUCCUUUGGUUUUCUCUGAUCCUUUCGGAUCGAACAUUUUUCGAUUGCUCUCUUCCCCAACCUUAUUGAAACGAGCCGUUAUUGCAGUAACAGUAAGACACACCAUGCUGUUAUGUGUCAUUCUAAUAUGUUGUGUUUUUCUCUUAUACAAUAUACAAGUUAACAGUUUUCCUCAUUAAUUAGUUUGUAUACAGUGUAAUCAGACUCUGAGCUUUUCAGCCGGGUCCUAAGUAAGAUACAGUAAUGUUUUACAGUAAAAUAACAUACCAUAACAUCAGUCUCAAUGAUGUAUUUUGAACUAUAUAGAUGAUAAGUACGGUACCGUAAGUUAGAUAUCCUUUAUUGAAAGAAUUGGUGGCUUCUAUAGUGUUGAAUUUCUGUUUGCAAUCCAAACACUUCCCUUUAUUAUCUAUAAUUAAUUAUUGUAUCGCAGUCAGCCUUGUUGCUCUUGAUUAACCUCUAGUAUCAAUGACAAUUAUUAAUAACUUAUAAAUCAAUUCUUGUUAUGUUUUGCGACUUAUCUUUCCUGUAGCUGUAAAAGUCAAGCUGUUACCAAUUGUUGACAAUUUAUUGCGUUCGUGUUGAUCAUAUAGGUAAAUAAUUAUCAUUACCAUUCAGAUACCGGUACUUUAAACGGUUGCAAUAUACUUUAUACCUCAAGUAUGAAACUUUCUUUAAACCUCCUUUUUAUGUUAUCUGUUGUUAACCACUCUUGUUUGUUAUUUCCCACUGUUAUUUUUUUCAAUUACAGUACUUGUUCUUGUUCCCAACUUUUAUAUCUAAGGAUGUGCUAUCUAAGUAGAGAUGUACAGUGUAGUUCAAUUGUUCAUAACAUCCAGUUUUGUUAGGUGAUAUUGAGGAAUCUUUGAAAUUUAAUCAGUCUCUUGACUGGGAAAUCAUACCGGUAACUUAGAACUGAAAGGAUACUGAGAUUGCAGUUUGGAAGUUGGAAGUAAAGUUGAAAAGAUUGGAAGUUGGUUAAAAUAUAGAAGCGCACAUUUCUUACAGUCACAGUCAACAACGUCAACUUCACAGCCAAUAAAAUAAAAAAAAUAUAUAAAUUCAUAAAAAACAAUUGCUAUUCGAAACAACUGAAUUAUGAAGUUGAGAAAUGCUUUUUGGAGAAAAAUAUGAAUUUUUCGCGAAAAAUAAUAAUUGAUAAAGCAUAGACCAUGAUGUAGAAUUUUCAGUGAAAAAUAAAUUCAACAAUAAAUAUUUUUGAAACUUCGGAUGUAUUGCCUAUAUCAUGGCAGAUUUUUCAAAUUUAUAACUAAACCGGAAUCAAGAAAUUGAAAAUAUUAAAUCAACUAGCCUUUAUCAAUAAUUAUCAAUAAUUGAAUAAAUUGAAAAUUAACUUUUGAAGCUAUCUUUAUUGUCUCAUACACCGGUAUAUUUUUGUAAUGUUAGAUUGGUUGGGUUUAGGGAAGAAGAAGAGUUUAGAAUUUCCAGCAACUAGUUAUAUUUCCAAGAUCCCAUUCUUUAUUUCAAUUCAAUAAGAUAUCAAUCCAAAUAUUCAGAUAAUAUUUUCAAACAUUUUGGAAAAGACGUUGUUUCAAGAGAUUAAAUUACAGGCCUACUAAUUAGGCCCAUUACUUGGUAUAGGUGCCUAUAAAGUUUAUUUUGUCUUAAUUAUUCGACGAUUAUGAAACUAAAUUAUGGACUCAUACUUCUAGAGAUAUUCAACAUACUCGUGACAGCCCACUGGUUUUUUUUUGAACACCUUGAAUUAGAAUUUGUCAAUAUAUCACCUGACAGAGCUGCGUACGAGAAGCCUCUAAAUUCUUUCAAUAAUGAAUAUUGAUCAUUUACCUAUUGAUAGUUCAAAUGGCAGCCUGAGAUCUUGUGCAGGAAACUUUUGCAAAAUAAAUAUCACUGACAAGUCCAUCAAUGAAACAAAUAAAAAUUAUGACAAAAAAUAAUAUUAGUGUGAUGAUGAUAAUAUGUUUUCGAUGAAUGUGAUAAAAUUUGUUUUAACUUGUAAAAUUUAUGUAUUCAGAGUUCGUGUGGAAAAUUAGGAGUUUUGAUGGAUUUUUCACCAAUCACAAAUCACGAAAUGAUAUUACUAAAUUAGGUUUGGCUACAGACUGCACAAGUAUCAGACUGUUAUAAGCUGUUUUAAUAAUCGCUGUCUGACAGUAACUAUAUUAUUUAGCUUAACAUUUUUCAUUUACAGUAAUAGUUUAAAUAAUAUUUCAAUAGUAUCAAUAUUACUUAGAACACAUAAUAUUUAUCCGCCAUGAUACAGUUAAUAAUAAGCAUUCGAACCUCUCUCCUCUGAACAUUUUCCUAGGUGUAACACUUGGUGUUUGUUUGACUGUGUUCUAAUUUUUGUUUCAUUGCCAUAUCUGUAUUGAUAUAUUAACAAUUUGUUUAAGUGGAAAAAUUGAAAAGUCGUAGAGAUUUUUUAUCAUUUUAUUUGAUAAAACAAGCGCACUCUGUAUGUCUUAUCUUACACCUUUUGUGUUCAGUUAAACAUGUAUACGUUGAGCAAAUAUUCAAACUGAAUAUAUUGCAAGAAAUUAUCAUUUUGUUCCUUCGAACCAAAUAUCUACUAAGAUUUUGAGAGAUAAUAUUUUGUGUUCAAAAUAACUCAAAAACAUUGAAAAAAAUGUUUGACUGAGAAAUUUAAUUUCAUGACGUUAUUGAAUUUUAUACUAUCUGCUGCAUGUCAAACUGCUUGAGAUUUGAUAACUUAUAUUGUGUAUUGAUAGUCAUAUUUUUUAAGCUCCUGUAACUUAUUUGAACGUUCAGAAUAUGGCAAAUCGAUUAGUUAUUUAUGUUACAGGUGUUGCCCAAAGUGUGUAUGUAGCUAAGUAUGAGUGUGAGUUUUGUUCCACAGCAUAGGCCUACUUGUGUAGAAAUCUAUCCUGUUUAGGUAUAAAUUCAUUGUUCUGAAACGAUUUAUGUUCACAAUCGAAUGUUCAAUAAAAAUAAUAUAAUCUG
Nilaparvata lugens (brown planthopper) is the source of this 15206-nucleotide messenger RNA. RefSeq lists its product as uncharacterized. The record is from RefSeq and is a predicted model, not a curated record. Gene Ontology annotation, cellular component: nucleus. NCBI's taxonomy places the organism in Eukaryota, Metazoa, Arthropoda, Insecta, Hemiptera, Delphacidae. Bases 1840 to 4653 code for a protein of 937 amino acids. The transcript is spliced from 17 exons.